CCACCAUGUGGAUGCUCGUGCCCAUCGCUUUUGCUGGAAAGCUGCUGAGCGCUUUCCGGAAGCCGCUGAGCUCUCUAUGGAGCAGCCUGGUCCCCUGGUUCUUCUGGCUCAGGGCAGUGCUCUGGCUGGCAGGGGGCAAGAGCCUGCAGCCUCGAGCCCGGGCGCACCUGCCGGAGAGCAGAGCGGGGGCGAAGGAGGGCCUGGACCAGCCCACCAUCCCCACCAGCGUCAACUACCACUUCACCCGCCAGUGCAACUAUAAGUGUGGCUUCUGCUUCCACACGGCCAAGACGUCCUUUGUGCUGCCCCUGGCUGAGGCCAAGCGAGGGCUGCGGCUGCUGCAGGAAGCCGGGAUGGAGAAGAUAAACUUCUCAGGCGGGGAGCCAUUUAUCCAUGACCGGGGCGAGUACCUGGGCAAGCUGGUGAGGUUCUGCAAAGAGGAGCUCGGGCUGCCCAGCGUGAGCAUCGUGAGCAACGGGAGCCUGAUCCGGGAGCGCUGGUUCCAGAACUAUGGUGAAUACCUGGACAUCCUCGCCAUCUCCUGUGACAGCUUUGAUGAGCAGGUCAAUGUCCUCAUCGGCCGUGGGCAAGGAAAGAAAAACCAUGUGGAAAACCUCCAGAAACUGAGGACGUGGUGUAGAGAUUAUCGAGUGGCCUUCAAAAUCAACUCUGUCAUCAAUCGAUUCAACGUGGACGAGGACAUGAGGGAGCAGAUUAAAGCCCUGAACCCCGUCCGCUGGAAGGUCUUCCAAUGUCUCCUGAUUGAGGGGGAGAAUUCUGGAGAGGAUGCCCUGAGGGAAGCGCAGCGGUUUGUUAUCAGUGAUGAAGAAUUUGAAGGAUUCUUAGACCGCCACAAAGAGGUGUCCUGUUUGGUGCCUGAGUCUAACCAGAAGAUGAGAGAUUCUUACCUUAUUCUGGAUGAGUAUAUGCGCUUCCUGAACUGUCAGAAUGGGCGGAAGGAUCCUUCCAAGUCUAUCCUGGAUGUUGGAGUAGAGGAAGCUAUAAAAUUCAGUGGAUUUGAUGAAAAGAUGUUUCUAAAGCGAGGAGGAAAAUAUGUAUGGAGCAAGGCAGAUCUGAAACUGGACUGGUAGAGGGAAGAUGGAGCAAGCCUUCAACCCACCUGUGGGGAACUUACUCAGACUCAGGGUGUGGCAACUUCCAUCGGCGGGGCUUCCUGUUGGCAUUUUGCAAGGGCCCCAGAUCUGAUUUCCUGUUGCACGUGAUGUCUGAUUGUCUGUGGCCACUGAACACACAAAUCACUGGGAUAAUUGAAAUCCGUCGAUAAUGCAAAACCAGUAACUUUAGUUAAUUAGCCUAUUUAGGAUUUAUUUUUUUUAGCAAGUGUUUUCUGUGACUCCUGUGCUCCUAGUUUUGAUGUUAUUUUUCCAGUCCUUUCAUUUGCUAGAGUCGGGUUUUUUUUUUCCUACUAAAUAGUGAGAUGCCAAUUUUCACACCUAGAGCAAUUACAAAAUCCCUGCCCCUCCCUCAAUUAUUCUGCUUGUUGCCACGCUCUUUCCCUUCUGCCUUUAAGCCACUGAAGUCUUGGACUCUUUACCCAGAAGGUUGGAAACAGUCAACAGAUAUUUCACAGGGUAGGAAAUGAUCAUCUCAUCGGUGCUCAGUAAGCACCUCGAAGAACAGCGUCCCCGUGCCGGUGCUCUGCACAGCCCCUGGGCCCCGCUGGCUGUUCUGUGGGUGUUAAUUAUCUCUGCGGCUCUGUUUUCUCUUCCGAGUCUCAGCAAAACCAGCAAACUCCAUACCUUUCAUGACAAAGUUGACCCGGGGUCAGGGUUCCUGUUGCUGCAGGAAUCCGUCAUCCAAGCCACCUGAGUCGGCCUCGCCACGGCGUAUGCGUUCAUUUGGAUGGACAGUUGUCCCCACAUCUCUGAUAAAUGACACCUUACUGGAUGGGCCUGAUCUGUUAGGAAACAGCCCUGGACUGGUAUGUAAGGAAAGAAUGUGAGGAAGCAUCUAGAAUGUGCCUGGAUUUUACAUCAACAAACCAGUGGCACAAUAUCAUAUAUCUCAACUAACUUUGAAUCACUUGAAAUAAGGAUAUACUCUGGGUCAGUAGGAGAAGAUCCUGUUCCCUCCUUUACCAGCUUCUUUGGAAAAAUGUCACCUGAAGUGGGUCAGGGAACAGAAGCCUGCCCUAGUGGAAAUAUCACAUGCACUUUGUUUAUUUAAUUUAGAUAGUAUCUCAUUGCCUGGAAAACAAUAAUUUCUUUUUUUUUUUAAUAAUUUCUUAUCAUUGUUUCAGAAAUAGGAAAUCAUGGGGAUCCACCCCCACCUCCCUCGGAGGCAAAGGCACAUUUUCAUCCAGCUGCCAUGCUGGGGUUGGUCACUAGGUGGCAUUAAAUGCUGCCUGAGUCCCUGAUGCAAACACCCAGCAAUUCCACUACUUAACCUAGUUUACAGACUUGGUGAUUUUGAAAGUUUGGUUUUUGUGAUUUUUUUUUCUCAGAAAAGAUAUUUCUACUUCAAGUUUUAAGUGACUGCAAUUCAACUGAAAUAUGGUUGUGUCUCAUCUAAAACAGGGUCAAAUAAAUGGGUAAAAUAAAUAUAUGAAUACAAUUUAAAAUUAAUUAGUUAAUUAAAAAAAACAGGAUAGGCUGUCAUACACUUUCCAUUUUAUUUUGUUGUAUAUCUUAAGAGAACAACGAAUUAGAAAGUUUUUUUUUCCCUGUAUGGGUUUUGACCGUAGUUAAGCUAUGAUGCCCUUAAUAUAAUCAGUAUAAAUAUAUUUUUUUAAUGUAACAUGAGCGUACUAUGCAGGUCUUGACCCUAUUCAACAAGAUCAAGUUCAUCAAAGAAAGAUCAGGUAUGUGGAAGCAUCAAAGAUGUUGUCUGGUGGAUAGCAGGGGCUCAAUCAUUAUUUGAGACAGAAUCUAAAUUGGGAACCCACAUCCUCUGAGUUGGAAUGAAUUUCUCUCAAAUCCGCUCAAAUUAAAAAAAAUGUGGAAAAUUGUGUUACUCUUUCCCCAAAGGGAAAUCUAAAACAAAACAAAACCAAACUGCCCCUGAGAAAUAGGCAUUUUAAAUAUAUUUUUCCAACUGGUUUUUACAUCAACGCUCCCCAUCCUUACGCACUAUCGGGAUUUGCAAUGUUUAAAAUAUCUAAAUGUUUCCUUUUCUUAAGGGGGAGAAAUAAGGACACUUAUUAUUUGUCAUUAGAGUAAAAUUCAAAUUUGGAUCAUAUAACGUUUUGCUUUAUUUUUUUUUUGGUCUUAAAUAGGAAUUUCAGUUUUAUGAUAUAUUUUCCUCUUUAUUGAGAAAACAACUGGAGUACAUUUACCAUGAUGAGCUCUGGGUAAUGUAGAGAAGUGUUGGAUCACCUUAUUGUACGUCUGAAAUUAAUACAACGCUAUAUGUCAGCUAACUGGAAUUUUUUGGGAAAAAAAUGAAUGAAAAAGAAAGGAAAAAUCAAAUGGUAGUUUAUCUGAGGCAUCUCAAUGUGUUGAGGGCAAAGGUUUUGUGGUGCUUUUAGGUGUCGCUAACGUUUACAUUGUAAUGAUAUGAAGAGAAUUUUGCCUUAAGAAAUCUGGGAAGACCGGACAUUAGGAAUAGCAUAUUGGUUUUACAAGUACGAGUCACCUUUGUCAUUUAGUGAUAAAUGACCUGAAAGUUCCCUAUUUUCUUUUAAGUUUGAAGAUGGCUGAGACCACCCAGAUCCAUCAUCUGAAAUGCAGGCUCCUGUUCCAUCUCAACUGGAAUUUGGAGGCUAGUGGUUGGGUUGGUCCAAAGAACCAUGAUGCUAAAACGAGCCACCAGUCUCCAUGAGGCUGUAUCAGGCAAUGAUUCAUCUUGUUGGCUAACCUCUUAUUUUUUUUUUUAACCUCUUGUUAAAGACUGUUUAACCAGUUGUACUUAGGGGGAGAUUCAUUGUGCUGUAAGAUUUUGAGCCUUUGUCUUGAGUAUAUAUAUGUCUUAAUUUUUAAGAAAAGUAUAUAUUUUUUUCUUCAUAUGUGAUGCUUUCUGAGGAUUUAUCUCAUGUGUUGUAAGA
Nyctereutes procyonoides (raccoon dog) is the source of this 4003-nucleotide messenger RNA. RefSeq names its product radical S-adenosyl methionine domain containing 2 (gene RSAD2). The transcript is spliced from 6 exons. Gene Ontology annotation, cellular component: endoplasmic reticulum; lipid droplet; mitochondrion. Bases 6 to 1091 code for a protein of 361 amino acids. Gene Ontology annotation, molecular function: catalytic activity; 4 iron, 4 sulfur cluster binding. The record is from RefSeq and is a predicted model, not a curated record. Gene Ontology annotation, biological process: positive regulation of immune response; defense response to virus. NCBI's taxonomy places the organism in Eukaryota, Metazoa, Chordata, Mammalia, Carnivora, Canidae.